Molecule: messenger RNA, 2131 nt
Organism: Lates calcarifer (barramundi perch)
Lineage: Eukaryota; Metazoa; Chordata; Actinopteri; Centropomidae
Gene: becn1
Product: beclin 1, autophagy related
Biological process (GO): cellular response to nitrogen starvation; autophagosome assembly; late endosome to vacuole transport
Cellular component (GO): phosphatidylinositol 3-kinase complex, class III, type II; phagophore assembly site; phosphatidylinositol 3-kinase complex, class III, type I
Source: RefSeq, a predicted model, not a curated record
CUAGCGAUGGAGGGCUCCAAGUCGUCGAGCACAACUAUGCAGGUCAGCUUCGUGUGUCAGCGGUGCUGUCAGCCCCUCAAACUGGAUACGUCCUUCAAUGUGCUCGAUCGGGUCACUAUCCAGGAGCUUACAGCUCCUUUGGUCACAGUGACCCCCAGCAAACAGGCUGACAGCAGCGAGGGGGAGACAGCACCAGAGGAGACCUUUGUAGAAAACAAGCCAGAUGGAGUGUCAAGAAAAUACAUCCCUCCUGCACGGAUGAUGUCCACAGAGAGUGCCAACAGCUUCACAUUGAUUGGAGAUGCAUCUGAUGGAGGCACAAUGGAAAAUCUUAGUCGUAGGCUGAAGGUGACCAGCGACCUCUUUGACAUCAUGUCGGGCCAGACAGAUGUGGACCAUCCACUCUGUGAAGAAUGUACUGACACUUUGCUGGACCACCUGGACACGCAGCUCAACAUCACAGAGAACGAAUGCCAGAAUUACAAGCAGUGUCUGGAGCUGCUGUCACACCUGCAGGUGGAGGAAGAGGAGACCCUGCUAGCGGAGCUGCAGCAGCUGAAGGAGGAGGAGGAGGCCCUGGUCCAGGAGCUGGAGGCUGUGGAGGAGCAGAGGGCAGCUGUGGCCCAGGACCUGGCCGAGAGCAGGAUCCAUUCUCAGCAGCUGGACACGGAGGAGCUACAGUAUCAGAAGGAGUACAGUGAGUUUAAGCGACAGCAGCUGGAGCUGGAUGACGAGCUGAAGAGUGUUGAUAACCAGAUGCGUUACUGCCAGAUUCAGCUAGAUCGACUGAAAAAGACCAAUGUCUUCAACGCCACAUUUCACAUUUGGCACAGUGGUCAGUUCGGUACUAUCAACAACUUCCGCCUGGGUCGACUCCCCAGUGUCCCUGUGGAGUGGAACGAGAUUAACGCAGCCUGGGGACAGACGGUGCUGCUGCUGCACGCUUUGGCCAACAAAAUGGGGCUGCGCUUCCAGAGAUAUCGUCUCGUCCCAUAUGGAAACCACUCAUACUUAGAGUCCCUGACAGACAAGUCCAAGGAACUUCCUCUGUACUGCUCAGGUGGCCUGAGGUUCUUCUGGGACAAUAAAUUUGACCAUGCCAUGGUGGCCUUCCUGGACUGCGUGCAGCAGUUCAAAGAGGAGGUGGAAAAAGGAGACACUGGCUUCUGCCUCCCAUACAGGAUGGACGUGGAGAAGGGUAAGAUCGAGGACACGGGCGGCAGCGGCGGCUCCUACUCCAUCAAAACCCAGUUUAACUCCGAGGAGCAGUGGACCAAGGCGCUCAAGUUCAUGCUCACUAACCUGAAGUGGGGUCUGGCCUGGGUCACCUCACAGUUCUACAACAGAUAAACCUGCUGGACAAUGCCUCGGGUUAUUGUGUUUUUCAUAUCCAUGUGCCCCUCUGAUAAAAGGAUUACUUGUGAAUCAUAUUUGGAUAUUUGGCCAAAGGAAGAGAAAUGGUUCCGUCUGCACCAUUUUGCUUGUCUUCUGAGGAUUUUGAGCACAAAAAUCUUUAGUCCAGAUUGUCUGUUGCUACAUGUUACAAAGAUGAGGUAAUUUCAAACCACAUGCAGUUUCACACUUCCUCAGACUAGAAUGUACUUUAACAGAAAUCCCCCCCAAAUUCAGCUCUCACCACUUGGUAAAGUUCGAGGUAUUUUUGGUCUCCUGUUGUAAUGCACACCUUUCAAAUCACUUUGUAGCUCUAUCCAGUGAGGAAAAAGUUUUUGUCCCAAUAAUAUAAGCUGCAGGAGUAUGAUGUGAUUAAUUAUGGCCAAGGAAGGAUUUUUAGAUUAACACUGUUUAGUAUUCAACAGGAGUGUGUCAGUAUUUCUUUAACCUUGAAUGCAGUUACCACAUUUUCCAGUUACAUACAUACAAACUGUUGUAUGUAGAGGUGCACUGAUACAGCUACUUUGUGUUUAUACUCUGCAUCAUCAAAAGAAUUUGUCUGUUUGAAAUGUGAUAAUACUUUUAAAUGGUGGGACAUGAGUUAAUAAAAAUGUUUUGCUGUGUAAAAAAAACAAAAAAAAACAUCUGGUGUUGAGAUUUGACACAUUUGACACAUGCAUCAUGGUAAGCCACUGACAAUGGCAUGACUUCAAGAGGCAUUAAAAGUAUUUUGGUAUCA